UAAGACAAGCAACAAGAGCCGUAAAAGAAACGCGUCUUUGCUUUCUCAUCAUCGAGAGGAUUAUUCCAAAUCUGCUCUUCUAUCGAUCUCUCUUCGUCUCGUUGGUCCUAAAUCUUCUCGAUUCCCGGUUUCCCCAAUUCGCCGUCUAGCAUCUACGAGAAUCGGCGAAGAAAGAAGGAGACGUCAAAACUGUUCCUGGAGAUGACUUUUUAGGGUUUUCAAUUUCAUCCCAGAUCUGGCUUGUUUUCAUCGAGAUUCUCUCUUGAUUUUGAUUGCAAUCCAAUCCCUUGUGAUUCUCUUUGUGGCGAUUGGUGAUUUGUGCGUAUUGGGGAUUUUUUUGGAAAUUGGUUAUUGAUACGAUGGCGGCAGGAGGAGUUGAGAUCUCGAAAAGUUCUGUCGUCGUUGCUGAUCGUGUUCGUGAUUUUUAUCCUCGUCAAGGUGGUAGGGACGGUGAGAGGCGCCAAACCAAACGAAGUUGUGAUUUUGAUCGCAGGUUUAAUGAUGGGCGGCGUGAUUCGUAUCAGAGACACUCUGAGAAGAGGAGGAAGUGUUCUAUGGUUUCAGGGGAGAGGAAAGGGGAAGUCUUUCGACCUGCACUUGGUGGUGAGAAGGCCGUUGUUGAUUUGGGUGGUACUAGGAAGAUUUCAUCUGAGGAUCGUGUCGGUGUUCUGAAGUCAACGGAGUAUGUUUCCGCAGUGUCAGUACCGUCUGUUAAACAUCCUUUUGAUGAUCUUGAGGAGGGGCAGCUGGAGGACGACGAGCAGGUGGUUCAGGCGCCCAAUAUUGCUACGUCUAAGUGGUGUUUGGAAUCUCCAAAGGAUGAGGCUGUUCAUGUUGUCAAGAAUAGCAGAUGGAACAGGAGCAGUCUGAGUCCUGAGAGCCGUGAUGAAUUUCAAGUGGAGGCCUCUGAUGAACGUCGGUCCAACUCUUCUGGAUCUCGCAGCUUAGAACCCCUCAGUGCCCACGAAAAUUCAGAGCAUGAGUCGGAGGGUCGUAUUGACAUUGAUGUUGGUGAUGAACAAUGUUGUGCUUCUGAUUUGAACGACUCGGGGGUUGAUGAACCAGAGGGAGGCUUAAGCAUGCUUUCUGGUAGUAGAGAUGUUAACGAGUACCAGAAGCUAAGCAAGAUAAACGAAGGAACAUAUGGUGUUGUGUACAAAGCCAAGGACAGAAAGACAGAGGAGAUUGUGGCACUUAAAAUGAUCAAGAUGAACAUGGAAGACGAAUAUGGAUUCCCAUUGACAUCUUUGAGGGAGAUCAACAUUCUUUUGUCUUGCAACCACCCGUCUAUUGUGAACGUCAAGGAAGUUGUGGUGGGAAACAGUGAUAGUGUUUUCAUGGUCAUGGAACACUUGGAACAUGACUUGAGGGGCGUAAUGGACAGGAUGAAACAACCUUUCAGCACCAGUGAGGUCAAAUGCUUGAUGAUUCAGCUGUUGGAGGGUUUGAAGUACCUUCAUAGCAACUGGAUCAUCCACAGGGAUCUGAAGCCAUCGAAUCUUCUGCUGAACAACAGCGGGGAGCUGAAAAUAUGCGAUUUUGGAAUGGCUAGGCAAUAUGGGAGUCCUAUCAAGCCCUACACGCAGUUGGUUGUAACACAGUGGUACAGGUCCCCGGAGCUUCUUCUAGGAACAAAGGAGUACUCAACCGCAGUGGAUAUGUGGUCGAUCGGUUGCAUUAUGGGUGAGUUGCUGUCUCUUAAACCUCUUUUCAGAGGAAAAAGUCAGAAUGAUAUUGACCAGCUUCAACAGAUCUUUGCGGUUCUUGGAACACCGAGUGAGACAACAUGGCCUGGAUUCACUUCGCUGCCAGGUUCCAAAGCCAAGUUUCGUAAGCAACCGUACAAUUUACUACGUAAGAAAUUUCCUGCUGCAUCUUUUACAGGAGGUCCAGUUCUUUCAGAAUUGGGAUUUGAUUUGUUGAACAGGUUAUUGAGUGUUGACCCUGAGAAGCGCCUUACAGUUGACGAGGCUCUUAACCAUGCCUGGUUCAAUGAAGUACCUCUCCAGAAAUCCAAGGAGUUGAUGCCUACAUUUCCCUCAAAGCGUAACUGAAAGAUCUAAAUCUUUUGUAUCUUUUCGUGAUUACUCUUUUACUUUGUGAUUCUUGCCAUGGAUUUUCAAGAUAGAGGAGAUUGGGAAGCGUUGAUGAAGUUGCAUCCAUGUAUAUAUAUGAAUGUUCCAUGAAACUGCAAGGUGUGUGGGUCUUCCUCUCUUAUUGUCUCUCUCUCUCUUCUCCUUGACUUUCAUUUAGUUCCCUGUGUAUCAUACAGUCUUAAAAUUAAUCAAGAGAUGUUGACUUUUAAAUUUCUUUCUUGUCUUCAUUUUCUUUUGUGUUAUCUUCUUCACGAGGUAAACUUUGGAAGGAGACUUGCCAUCUGUAAGUUACUUUAAUUGUGUCAUCUACAACAUUACGUGAAACUUCUUAGUCUUUUGAUCCGAUUCAUUACCAUGCCGUUUCCUCAUUUAUUCUUAAGGAUAUAUUCAAUAAUGCUGAUCGAUGUUUGGGCGUAACCGAUGCUUAAAGGCUCUGUUAUUUUCUGAUACUUUUUUAAGCGUCACCUACUAAUUAUAUUGGCAGAGAGAGGUGGUGACUGAGUUUCUGAAUCAUAUAUUGACUAGACUCCAAAAACCUCGAUGAAUCAAAUGUUGUUAAUUGAGCAAAAGUUCUGAUAUUUCUUUACGGCUGACAAGGCGAUUUUUUUGUAUUGUAUCUUGUAUCUUUCUCGACAUAGUAGUGGAUGAUUGUUUACAGAUUCUA
This is a messenger RNA of Raphanus sativus (radish), 2760 nucleotides long. RefSeq names its product cyclin-dependent kinase G1. Gene Ontology annotation, biological process: protein phosphorylation; regulation of mitotic cell cycle. The record is from RefSeq and is a predicted model, not a curated record. The coding region runs from base 360 to 2054 and encodes 564 amino acids. Lineage: Eukaryota; Viridiplantae; Streptophyta; Magnoliopsida; Brassicales; Brassicaceae. Gene Ontology annotation, molecular function: ATP binding; cyclin-dependent protein serine/threonine kinase activity. The transcript has a single exon. Gene Ontology annotation, cellular component: nucleus.